Hyposmocoma kahamanoa is the source of this 4545-nucleotide messenger RNA. RefSeq lists its product as uncharacterized. The record is from RefSeq and is a predicted model, not a curated record. Lineage: Eukaryota; Metazoa; Arthropoda; Insecta; Lepidoptera; Cosmopterigidae. Gene Ontology annotation, molecular function: protein binding. The transcript is spliced from 6 exons. Gene Ontology annotation, cellular component: centriole. The coding region runs from base 328 to 3018 and encodes 896 amino acids. Gene Ontology annotation, biological process: centriole replication; regulation of cytokinesis; centrosome duplication.
UAGUUUCUUUCGCAAAACAAAAAUUCUAAACCAAUUGUAAUAAGUGAGUGGAAUAAAGCAAGAAAUACAAUUAUGAUUUAAAUUAUAGUUUCAAAACAGUUAAAUUAAGUGACGGAAGUCAGUAGUAAUCAGUCCGUGACACUAUAAUUACAGAAGCUUUCAAUCAAAUUAGCUUCCCUUUGAUCGGGGAUGAUCGAGAAGUGCUAUAUAAUUUCCGGGCUGCCUUGCAAAUUCUUUUUAAGUGCAUUGCUGUGGAUUAAGUAAUAAUUCAGGACCGGGAGCUAGGUUAAAUUCGCAGGAUUAUAAUAGCUGGGCUUAGAUACCGACAUGAACGACCCGUGGGAUGUAAAAUCUGUGCGCCGCUCGCACCAGUACCAAUCCUUUAUGAAGAUAAAUGGUGUGCCGCUGCUGCCGCCAGUGUUAUCAAAAGAGUGCAGAAAGGAAAUGCAAUAUUACAAACUGUUGGCUAAAGAAGUUGAGAAAAGGAUCAAAACUUUGCGACCAUAUUUGGAUAUGGAACCAGUUGAAGUGGUCUCUGGAGCUAUGGAGCUUUCAGAGGCCAAAGACAAAGUUGAUGAUGCUUCAUGCCUUCUUGAAGGGUACUGCCAUCCCACUUCUCCUCUUAAGGAAAAUGUGUACAAUGCUAUCAAUUCUAAUGCCACCUUAAAAACCACUGAUCCAUUGGACAAAACCAUGGACAUGAUGUUUGGGAUUAAUGUGAGCAUCAAAAAUACCACCAAGUGUGAAAACAGCAAUUCAAAAAUAGGUACAGCUACCAUUGAAUUACCAGAAAGAGAUUAUAACUGCCCAAAAAAACCAGUGGGCAUGCUUUUGAAUGAAUUAAACCAAUCUAUAAAGAAUUCAGAUUCAGAACGGAAACCUUUGGUAAAAAAGAAAGGAGGUGGAGAAGUAUUAAGAAAAAAGGAUAAAGGUAAUUUAUUAGGGAAAAACACAGUAGUGACAAAAGCUUCUACAAAAACAGAAUCAGAAAUACAUAAAACUUUAGAAGAACUGGACAUGAUGCAGACAUUAAGAAAAGAGGACACGGAAAUUAGCGACAUUUCAUCAAGCAAAGUUGAGUGUAACCCACUACCAAAUACAUAUUAUAACAAUACUGAGGAAGAAUUCAUACCAUUUAAAAUAGAAGGAACAUCAUUGAGAAGUUUUACAGGAUCAUUGCAUGAUAUUAAUGCUGAUUGUUCAAAAGAUUCAUCCUCCCCACUGGUGCGCCAGAGGUCCUAUACUGUACUCAAACCAAGUCCUUUGCUAAUCCAACAUUUGGAGUUACAGGCCAGAAACAUGGGAGUAGAUUUCAAGUUAAUAUCUAUGAGUGAAUCGCUUUCCAACAUCCCCCAGUUGAAAAAAAAGAAGAGACGGAGAAGCUGGGAUCUGGAGACAGCAAAAAGCCAAUGGUCUUCAAUGGCUUUGGACCUUAAGAAAAAUACUGGUCAAGGAAUCACCUCACAUAGCAUUGCCAAAACGUGUGCCAAGCAACAAAUUCCAUCCUCAUACACUGCAAGCAAAUAUAGGAAACCAAUACCAAAAUACUCAAAAUCACCCAAAUCUGAUCCUAUUCAACGAUCUAAAUUUGGACUUAGUAAAAUAAAUGUACCACUAAAAAAUAAUUUAAGAGACAGCCAACCUGACGCAGCCAUGAAUAAAAUUAAUAAAAAUGAUGGGUCUCCUAAACCUCCCACACAAAUAAAAGAAUCAUCACCCAAAAUCAGUGAUACAGCGACCUCAGCAGCCAACGACCCUGCCACCAAAGUACGGGAACUAUAUGAAAAGAUCCAGAAACAGCAGUUAGAUCAAAUGGCCUGCUUGGUGGAAAAACAAAAGCAGGAACAGAUACUUCUCCAGCAAGUUUUUGAUGAACAAAAUAACAUGCUUUUCAAGCAGUUGAAAAGCAUAUGCCCAGAACCUACUGUAGAAAUAAAACAGGCUUGGUGCGAUAAGGAGUAUAAUGCGGAGAGAGGUCCGGUUAGCUUGAGUGAGUUGAUUAACCAUACGCCUACUGCGAGCGGACAGCAGAGUCCAGUCGCCAAAACGCUAGUUCCUCAAAGUCCCGUGUCCAUCUCGCCAAUGUCGGCAUUUACAUUCCCUGGCAACUAUUCUCAUUGCGGAGAUAAGCUGAAGCGAAGCGGCCACAAGAGCAAUGUAAAUCAUUAUCAUAACGCAAGACCACAAACCAAAGUUGUGACUGAACACAAUUCUUCCAGAAAAUUGAAUUAUGACAACAGCGGUAUGACUUCUGAUAACGAGCUACUGUUGACAGACCAAACGAACGAUACGAUGGCCGAUCUAAACGUGUCGUUUCCUACAGACAAUAGUGAAGAAAAUAAUUCUUGCAAAAAUAGUACUUGUCAAGUCGUCUCAAGCUCGCCUGGGACUGUCCACCGAAGAAAUAUUAUUAGUAAUACAAAAUGCACAAAUAAUGCAAUCAGGUCUUUGGAAAACUCUAUACAGAAAACAAUGCACGCCAUGACAGCUCUCACUAAUCAAAGAAAGUUGGUCAGUUGCACCACACAACAGCGAGAAGCAGCAACAAAGAUCGUGGCUUAUGCCAAAGGCUACCUAGUCCGACGUCUGAUGCGGACAGAACGCGUGCAGGCGACAGUGGCGACAAUUCACGACGCGCUGCUCUGCGCCUUGCAGUUGCACCAGGACAGGGAGGGCAUUCGAGGAGCCGACGUUGACUUGCACAGGCGGCUUAUUCAGCAGAUAACUGCCGCGUGCUACAACCUGCACGAUACGUUCAUAACGAGCAGCCCGGCAGAGCGGUGCUCCGUGAUCGCGGCCGACCGCGCCCGGCGACGCGUCCUCGCCACUAGACCGACUUCGCGAGUUUCGAGGCCAGAGGAGCCUGCUUACCCCAAGUUCGGGCCGUACCCGCCCAGUCGCCGGCCGUCCGUAGCCUCGAUCAUGACGCAAGCAACCAAUGGGACCGUUAAAAUCGAGAAAUCACGGGCAGUAUCACGUCGGCACGACACGUCCCCGAUACGACGUGCGUGGCGCUAACACGCGGGCCUGAUGCGCUUUAUCACCGCUGGGCGCCGUCGUCGAGUUGUUGUUGAUUCGACGGCUAACUCUCACGCUUUUAUCAUUGUUAUUUUUAAUAUAUCUCUGUUGUGAGUAGUUAGUUAACUUACGCACGGUUUAUAAAUUAAAUAUGGCGUGAUUUGAGUGUUUUUAAACGCUAGAAAGACGUGGUAAUAGUUUUUAAAUCAGGAUUUCUUUGGAUGAAUAUUUUACAAACAAAUCUGAAGUAUAACGUUGCAAACGAUGGGGAUUUAACAACAUUUAGUUUAUUAUUAUAUGACAGGGAAGUUUGGAACAAUUAAGCUUUUAUACGUAGAUUUUGUUGGUUCAUUUCACAAUUACAAAAUUCCUAGUACAAAGAAACUAUCAUACAAUUUUUUUCCCUAUAGACUAUCGAGCACGUCCACUUUAUGACAACCUCGGGAGCUCAUUACAAGACGCAGCAAAGUGUGUCAAGUUAAAAUUGUAUAAAAUAUGGGGUGCAAGAGAAAUAAAGGAGUAUAUUGUGCAUUCCUGUAUGAGAUACCUAAAACAAUACGACCAUGAUAUAACAAAAUCGAGAUAACAAAAACGACCCUGUAAACCGAAUUUAUAAACUUGUCCCCCUGAGAUGCUAACGAGAUAGUAGACACCUAUUCAUUUUAUUUUAUUAUUCAUAAAUUUGACUGCGUCAAUAACUAUAUUAACAACCACUACACUAUCGUCAAAGUACGUACUAACUUCUAUUAAAAUUUAAAAGCUGAGUAGAACGGUGUAAUACCAUAGUUCACCACCUUAUUUUUUUUAAGUACAAUAGCGGAGGGGAAAAAACUUAUGGUUUGUUAUGUAGACCAAUAGCGUAGAAAUAAUAUCUAUUAGAUGCUUGCUGCAAGACUCCUCUAUGGUAGAUGCGCUCGUCAGCCGUGGAACAUCUUUCGUAUUUCUCAAUAUUACCGUAGUACUUGGACACCGUGCAAUCUCCUUACUGUAGUUGAUCUAAUAAAAUUAGAGAUAGUUUAAAUUUGUUGUAACAGGACAAAAUUCAUAAAACUCGUAAUUCUUCCAAAGCUUUUAGAUUAACGCAUUGAGUGUAAAUGCUGGCUAAUUAAUAGAGACUGUUACUUUAUACACCAUUUUAAAAUCAUCUUAAUACGUUUUGAAAUAAUUGAAGUUUCAACUAAACAACAUUCUCUACUUAAUGGUCAAUUAUCGUAAUAUUUUGUAGUCACACUUUAUUAUAAGGUUCAAUUCACACAGCAAGCCGACCCGCAUGGUGAGCUAUAACAAAAAAUAUCUUUAUUUGAUUUUUAGUGCGGGACUUAGUCAUGUAUAAAACGUAUUUUAAUUACGUCGACGUUCCGGACGUAUUGCAAACGUCUAUGGUCUCUAAAGGGACGGGUGGCAACAUCUUCUAGCUGUGCUAGUUUUUCUAGUUACCCGCACUUGGUCUUCAUUAUUUAUUUGUGUACUAGGGUUGUCACUAGACCGACACACAACACUCACGACAUCCGGCGACUUGGGCGAUAC